UACGGAUGUCAGUAUGGAUCCAAUGGCAAAUAGCCGCGUCACUGACGAUGAUAAUUCAGAAAAUCAGCUGAACCAGUCAGAGGGGGCAGAGUCAAGUGUUCGGCCGUCCUUGUCUGAGGUUAAGAAGUCCUGGGGCUUCAGGCGGACAACCAUUGCUAGAAGGGAGUUCCUGGAUGAAGUUGGAGACCUGGCUCACAGUCCUCCACUUGUGCGUAGAGGCAGAGGUCGUCGAAGCAACCAAACACAGCAGGCCACUCCAGAAACCCGUGCCAACCGCAGAGCUACUCAAUCAACGAGGAGUGUUAUAGAUGACCUUGAGUGGUCUGCCCCAUCCUCACCUGUAUCAGAGGAGAGCAAGCCAGCCUCAGAAACUUCUGCAGGAGGGAGCCUUGACCCCAGCUUAUGGCAAGAUUUUGGGUCUGCCUUCCACACGGCCUUCUCACUGCUAGGUGGGAAUGAGGGCUUGUCACUGGAAAUGCCAGAUGCGCUAGCAGUUCCUGACAUUUUGAAAGCCAGUGAUGCUGUUGAGGCCCCUCCUCCACAGGCUGUGGGUGAAACUGAGGUGACUGAUAGUGUGGAAUCUGCUGAUGACAUGGAGAUUUUGCAGCCUGUCGCACCUGACAAUGUGGCAGGAGGGGAAAUCGAGGAUGUGGUGUUGAUCUCUAGUCAAGAAGAGGACAGUGAUGAAAUGACUCUGAUACAGAUCAAGGAGCAGCUUGCAUCUAAAGGCAGGCAGGGAGACACUAGGGCUAAAGGGGGGAAAGGGGGAAGAGGAAAGGCCAGAGGAAGGGGGAGAGGCAGAGGUAGAGGUAGGGGAAAAGGUAGGGGAAGGGGCAGAGGAAGGGGCAGGGCAGUGGAGCUUCAGUCAAGCAUUGGAGAAGAUGAGGACAGUGAUGAGCUUGUGCUUGUUAAUCCAGUUGAAGAGCAGCUGCAGCGAGAGGAGGAAAAAUUAAACGAACCACAAUACAGUCCUGCUGAAACAGAGAGAUCACCUGCUCACUCUGCUAUCAGCCUGAGUCCUGCUGAGCGAUCAAACUCAGACUGCAUAAUCAUAGACUCUGAUUUAGACCAGGUUACUGUUGUAACUCCUGGCCAGUAUGACGAUGCACUAGAGGAGGAGGAGGAGGAGGAGGUGGAAGUGAAGAAGAAAGACGAUAUGAAUGUAGGAGAGUAUUCUGGUAUAUCAGACACUAAAGGUUAUGACCCCAAUGCUCUGUACUGCAUCUGUCGACAGAAACACGAUAAAAGGUUCAUGAUCUGUUGUGACAGUUGCCAGGAGUGGUUCCACGGCAGCUGUGUUGGCAUCAGCGAGACACAGGGCCGUAAGAUGGAGAGAAGAGGGCAAGAGUAUAUGUGCCCCCCUUGCACUACAAAGAAGCAGAGCCAACCCCAACCUGAGCCUCACCCUCAGCCAGAGCCUAAGCUCAGCUUUCCUGAAUGCUUGACACUAAGUCCUUCUGGUGAAGAAGGGGAGGGACAUGAGGAGCAGCAAGCCCCCAAGGAGACUGUAGUGAUGGUGGAGGAGGACGAGGAUGACGAGGCUCCUGUAAUGAGACCAGAGCCUGAACCCGAAGCUGAGAUGGAAACAGACAGCUCCCUUCCUCUAUGCAUUGGGCCUGGGUGCUGCAGACAAGCCCUACCGGACUCUGUUUACUGUGGCACUGACUGCAUCCUUCAGCACGCUGCCGUCACUAUGAAGACUCUUUCUGGCCCUAAGGUUCCAAAGUCCAAAGGACGGCCACAGAGAAAAGCUGCUGCCACUGCCAGACCCACUGCAAAGGGUCAAAGAUCGGGUAGGAUGUCUAAGAGAUUAGCAGGGAAAGCGGAGGAGGAAGGUGAAGAGGAGGAAAUGAAGGAAGAUGAUGGAGGGCAGAAGGAGGCUGCAUCUCCCUUAGCCUGCGACCCCAGUCUCACAGAAGCUCAGGCCACUCCCCUACCAUCAUCUAUGUUUUACACAGCGUCUAAAACGGACAGCAAGCAGGUAGAGGUUGACCGUGAGGAUGUAACUCCUGCAGAGGACACCUCUGCAGAUGCUGCUCCGUCUUCCCAGCAUGCUGCUGAGCCAGCUGCACCACAAAGCCACUGUCCAGAAAAACAAAAGGACCCAAUCAACAGUGGUGUGCCUAAGCAGCAAUCUGCAGAAUCAAAUCCCUGUAUACCCCCCAACGCAGUAAAAUCUAGUCUUUCUCCAACUGCACAAUCCCCAUCCACCUCAGCUCCCAGACUUCAUGAAACAGGGGCCCUUAUGGUCACUAAGACCACAUACGUCAUACCAAAGAAGUUGUCUGCACCCCAGCCUCCAUCCAGCCACGUGUCAGCCUCAGUAUCUUGCCAGAAGCCUCCUUCAGCCCCGACGCUGCUGAGUGAAACCAGAAAUCUGCCGGUGCCACCUGCACCCAGUGCUCCCUCCUCCAGACCCUCUCAGCCCAAUAACCAGGUCAGACAGAGCAUCCAGCGUUCCCUCACCAGCAUCCUGUUCAAAAGGGUGUGUGAUUGUGAGGAUUUGGAGAUGUCUGAGAGUGAAGUUGCAAAGCUUGUCGCAAGCAUUGAGAUGGAGAUGUUUGACAUAUUUCGCAACACAGACAGCAAGUACAUGAACAAGUACAGAACUAUAAUGUUCAACCUGAAAGACCCAAGAAACAAGGGCUUGUUGUAUCGAGUUGUACGUGGAGAGAUUAGUCCCUUCAGACUGGCCAGGAUGAGCCAAAAGGAUAUGCAGGCUAUCAAGACAUCAGAGCCAAAUGCAAAAGAAACAACAGAGGUUAAGGAAGCCGCCAAAGCAUCAAGUUUGCAGCCGAGGCCUGAAGCAGUGAAGGUUGAUUUGCCUAGUUUGAAUCCAGCUAGACCUGAUAGAAGCACGGAACAGAAGAAAAAUCUUCCUGCUCCUGCUCCUGUUCCUAAGACCAUAACAAGCCAGCCAAGCCAAAACAGUGCUGUACCAGAUAUUCUCACCUGUAUGCUUAAGGACACAACAUCAGAGCACAAAACUCACCUCUUUGACCUGAAAUGCAAGAUAUGUACAGGUCAAAUACUAGCUGGGGAUGAGGAGGAACCUGCAAAGAAAAAACCCAAGGUUUCUGAAGCAAGAGAUAAAUAUGAACCCUCUUGGAGAAAGUCUGCAGGAGAUGACUCCCCUCUGCGAGCACCACCUGACUCACCUGACAUGGAUUCUCCAACAUCAUCCCUGAUGGGUCCUUCAUCCCGUCUUAUCAUUGACUCUCCAGUAUUGACUAUAGUAGAAUCCCCUGCUUCUCCCACAAUGGAUUCUCCAGCCUCGCCUACUUUGGAGUCUCCUGCAUCCCCUGUCCUGGAGUCCCCUGCAUCCCCAACUCCAGACACUCCUAAAGCUACUACAACCAAGAGAGCAUAUACACCAGUUGUGAUUCCAGCAGUCUCCACAGUAACCAUCACAAGACGUGACCCCCGCACUGCAGCAAGCAGGUUAUCUGCUCUGUCUAGUGGCAAAUCUGGUCCAAGUAACGCAACUCAUAACCAUGGAGCCCCCUAUGCUCCACUUAAAGAGACUAGAUCGGCCUCGCCCUCAGCACCAGCCUCCUCACUCCCACCAACAAAAACAAUACCUAAAUCUAUCUUAAUGAAGCCAUCUUCUUCUGCAGAUCCCAGACUCUAUGGCUCAUCCUCAAGGACCAUGACAUCUGAAACCCCACCGGAUGGUGAGACUGCGCAGUUCUUGGCUAAGCAAGAUAUAGUGUGGAAAGGCUUCCUUAACAUGCUCACUGUUGCAAAGUUUGUCACCAAAGGAUAUCUGGUUUCAGGAUCUGCUGAAAAUCUUAAAGCGGAUCUACCUGAUACCAUACAAAUUGGAGGACGAAUCCUGCCUCAAAUAGUGUGGGACUAUGUUGCAAAACUAAAGACCUCUGUAACAAAAGAAUUAUGUGUGAUCCGGUUUCACCCUGCAACUGAGGAGGAAGAGGUGGCCUAUGUCUCCUUGUUUUCCUAUUUCAGCAGCAGAGGUCGUUUUGGUGUGGUUGCCAAUAGCAGCCGUUCUAUCAAGGAUAUCUACCUUGUCCCACUCAGUGCAAAAGAAUCAAUCCCAUCCAUACUACAACCUCUUGAAGGACCAGGGCUUGAAAAAAAACGGCCCAAUCUUCUUCUGGGUCUGGCAGUUGUUCAGAAGGUAAAACGUCCAGAAAGCUUCCCUCAGGAAAUUGAGGAGAAGAGACCCAGAGUACACAUGUCUAAAGACCCCAUGUGGAUCCCAAAACCUCCAGUCCUCUAUGGCUCUGACAAAUUGGAGAUAUUCCAACCCUACGAUCCAGAGACUCCUGCUAACACCACCCCUCCUGGUUCACCAUCAUGUCCUGGGUCACCAUCAGAGUCUUCCUCAUCUGGCUCAGUUACCAUACCAUCUCUUUUGACUUCCAUUCGAGCAAAACCUCCAGUUUCUACCUCAGCCACUGUUGAUGCCACUCAAGCCACCUCUAGUACCAUCUCUGACAAGAAUUCCACAACAGCAUCCAGUGAUGAGACACCACUGCAGACUAUCUUGAAGAGUUUGUUUCACAAUAAGCAAACUGACUCCAUGACCUCUUCUAACGAAAGUUCUACAACAACAAAAGUUAGUGUUAAGAACCUUCAAGUGUUUUCUAGGGUGUCUGGAUCAAUGGUGGACCCAAUUGUCCAACAGUAUGGACAGAAAUCCAAAGUCAAAAAAGUAGAGGAAGAGGAAAAUGACUUUGACCGACCAUAUGAUCCAGAAGAGGAGUAUGACCCAGCAGUGGGAUAUAGAAUGGCUGCUCCACAGAGCGUAGAAAGAAAAAAGGCAGUUGGCCCUGCAGUAUCAGGCUUUGUAGAUGAUGAUGUGGCCUAUGAUCCAGAGGACGAGACUAUCUUUGCAGAUAUUCAAAGUGAUGCUGGAGCAAAUCUACCUAUUUCAACUCAAAUGUCAAAUUCUCCAUCAGGCCAAACCCCAGUUUCCAGUCAAGUUGUAACACCAGCUCCCACUUCUACUCCAGCCCAAGCGUCUUCCCAAGCUGAAGUAACGCAGAGCCUUCCUACAGGAACUGUGGUUGUCUCAGCUGCAACACUUACAGAACAACAGCGGAUGCUUGAGGAGCUGAAUAAGCAGAUUGAAGAGCAAAAGCGGCAGUUGAAGGAGCAGGAAGAGGCACUACGUCAACAGAGAGAGGCUGUGGGUAUGUUCAUGGCUCACUUUUCUGUUUCUGAUUCCCUGAUGUCUCCCCCGCCAAAAUCUUUGCCUGUCAGUCAACUUUCAUCUCUGCAGAGUGGCACGAAACAAACAGAGUCAAGGCCUUCAGAAUCAACAGAUAAAACAAGCAACCUUAGAGAGACUGUGGACAGUUCAAAUGUGGAUUCACAAACUUUAAAGACAGAAGACACAACUGCAAUCCCUAAUUUAGAAAAUAAUACAGAUACUGUUACAGAGCAAGAUGAAAUACAGGAAAAUGUUAAGGAAAGUGACAAGUAUUCCUCUGCUGGAGAGAUUGAAGAUUCUGAUGUAGCUUAUGAUCCUGAGGAUGAAUUCCUUUUUAAUGAAAUUCAAGAGGAGGUAUUUCAAGGAGACAGUAAAAAGACUUUUGAUUCAUCAUUGUCUAGAGCAGGGCAUCGUGCCUGCCACAAGGGCACUGCUCAGAAUUCACACCACAGCAGAAAGCGAAGGCAGUCACCAAAGAGACGGAGUCAUCGUGAAAGAGACCGCCAUAGAAGUCCUUCAAGAAAGUCACAGCGGCGUUCUCCUUCACAUACCCAGAGACGCAGAGAAAGGGAUAGACACAGAAGAAGUGAAAGGGACAGGUCCAGGCAUAGAGCUAGAGACCAGUCUGAACGGCAGGGUCGCCACCGUAAGGAGCAUACUACACGACGACAUUCUCAUGGGCGCAGAAGAUCCCCAUCAUCUCCUAGAAAAAAAGAUUCUGUAUCACUUUCACCUAAACACACAGAACAUUCCCCUCAACUCCUUGAGAAAUCAUCUACAUCAGGUACCAUUAAAAAUGACCCUGAUGGAGACAGUAAUCUUGUUGAAAGACCGGAUAAAGGCUUUUAUCCCUGUUCACAUGAACUUCUUCACAAUGUGAAGCUUGAGAUUUCAGAACCACCAACAUCCCAGGACCUUCAAACAAAUUCACUCAAUGACCAUGAUGACACAGCUAGAGGAUCAUCUACACAGGUGGAUAAGCCCUCUCAACAGGAAAAUUUGCUUAUAAACAAAAUUGAAAGUACAGUUCCUCUAAGAGUAAUUGAUCCACCCAUUCGAGAUUCUCCUCAGAGCCCUGAUCCAGAGCCACAGUUUGUGAGACCUAGUAGCAUAGAAAAGAGUGAGGAAAUCAGACCUAAUGAGACAUAUACAAGUGUCUCAAUGCCACUUGUUAAAGUUGAAAAUAGUUGCUUGCCUAUUGGUGGUCAAGCAACACUGUCCAAUAUGACGUGGCCUACUGUUGGAGGCCCAGUAUCUAAUGUUAGAAAUUUGGAUUUUAGAGAUGUACAGGAUCCAGGUGUCAGAGAUCAAGGUAUGACAGAGGCAGACAAACAGAUAGAAGGGCAAAGUCCAGGCUUAAAGCAUCCAGAAAUCCUUGGUCAAGAGAGAGGACAUUCAAAUCCAGCCACAGGUCCAGAUAUUCAGGGCGCAAGACCUGAUGUACACCCUGUUCCAAAGCAUCUAGGAUGUGGUAUCAGUGGUCCAGGUAUUAGGUAUCCAGGGUCAAAUAUGAAAGAACUUGGACACUGGGGAGCACAGGUACAUCUAAGAGAAACAGGAAUUAGAUCCCCAGGGCCUGACAUGAGAGGUCCACGCAUGCAAGGCAUAAGCCCCAGCAUUUGGCUUCCUGAACCACACGUACACAACCUAGUUAUAAGCAGUCAGGAGAAAUAUGCAGGGGGCCCAGGGAGAGGGAUGCUAGGUUUGGAGACAAAUUUGAAUGAAGCACAUGUUCAACAUCACAAUACUGAUAAAAUUGGUUCAGGGCCGGUCAUGAGAGGUUCCGAGAUGAGGAGUCCAGUACAAGGUAUAGAAAAUUCUAGUAUGCAAGGUGCGAACCCAGAGGUGAAAGGUCGAGGAUCAAGUCUACAGAAUGAGAUUAGAGAUCCAGUCAUGAAGGGCCAUGCAUUAGACAGAUCCAGUCCAGAUACAAGGAGGCUGAUGGUAGUUAAUGAGAGAAGCCAAGAUGUUAAUUGUCUACAGAAGGGUUUACUGUGUCUUAAAACAGAGGAGCAUAGAUCACAACCAGAAAACCCAAAUGGUAGGCCAGGUGUUAUAGCAUUAGGGAGAGAGCAAUCUUUUGGGGCUCUAUCAAAAGAUAGAGGUGAAAGUCCACAUAUUGGGGGUAUGACAUCUGCUAUCAGGGAUGGAGGGCCAAGAGAUCCAAGUCCAGAUAUAAGGAGUCCAAGUCCAUCUUUUAGGGGCUCAGUUCAAAGGCCCUCAAGGCAAGAUGGCAGUCCAGUGUUAGAAAAAAGGGGCCCUCAGAAAAGGGGUUUUCAGCCACAUGGAAAAGAAGCAGACUUGAGCAGGGUGGAUGGUGGUCAAGAAAGCAGUUUGGAUUUGAACACAUCUACUGGUUCAGAGUCUAGAGUUCUAAGAGCAGAUAGACUAUCCCAAGCAAUAACAGAUGUAAAGUGGGGCUCACAAAGAGGGCGAGAUGUGCCCAUGACAGGACCAGGGUCAAACAUAAAUUAUGAAACUGAUCGGUCAAACAUGUCUUGCAAUAAACAAGACAGUAGUGGCCUAGCUAUUCAGGCUGCAAAGAAUGUGCUUGGCCCUGAGAUGAGAGAAUCAGAAUCUUUGCAUGAAUUAACAAGGCCAGAUAUGACAGAACAUAAUUAUAUGGGGCCAGGACAAGAGAUGGGUAGUAUGGGUGGCCCUGAUAUAAAGGGUGUUAGAAGUGAGUCAUAUGCAAGGAGUUUAGGCAGAGACAUUAUAGAAACAGGUCCAAAUAAGAGGGACACAGACAUGCAGGGAAGAAAUAUAUGGCUAGAGAGGAGAAAUGAACAAAUGGGUCAAGAAGACAGAGGUCCCAUUCCAAACAUUACAAGUCCAGACUGGGGAGGUCCAGGAUCAAGUCACGUUGGUCCUGAAAUGAAGGGUCAGAGCAAUCAAAAUAAAGACCUGGGUCAACAUAUGAGGGAUCCAGAUUGGAAUAGCCGAGGAUCAGAAGCAAGAGAUGAUUGGAAAGGAUCUGACAGGAGAGGAUCAGGUCCGGUUAGAGGAGGACCAUUUAUUCAAGAUGAAUGGACAGUUCAUCGGCCCAAUAGAAGAGGUCCAAACAUGGAGGACUUGAGGCAUGACAGAAGAGGACAAGGGUGUCCUGAUUUCAUGGCACCGGGACCUGAAAGGAGAGGUUCUGAUAUAGAGGUCCCAAUGCAUGACAGGAGAGGACCAGGAGGUCCAGAUUUCAGGAGACCAGAGCCUGAAAGGAGAGGUCCAACUAAUGAUAUCCUAGGACCUGGUAUGAGUGGAUCAGGGGGUCCAGACUUUUUGGGACUUGACCCUGAAAGGAGAGGUCUGCCUAUGGAGGGUCCUGGGCCUAACAGAAGAGGAUCGGCGGAUCCAGAUUUCAGGGGACAGUGGCCUAAGAGGAGAGAUCCUGAUAUGGCUGGUCCAGGGCCUGACAGGGGAGGACCAGGAGAACAUGAUAUCUGGGGACCAGGCCCUGAAAGGAGAGGUCCAGCUAUGGAUGGUUCUGGGUCUGAUAGGCAAGGACCUGGAGGUCCAGAUUUCAGUGAACCAAGGCCUGAAAGGAGAACUUUACCUAUGGAUGGUCCUGGGCCUGCCAGGAGAGGACCUGGAGGUCCAGAUUUCAGAAGACCUGGGCCUGAAAGAAGAGGUCCUGCUAUGGAAGGUCCAGGAACUGACAGGAGAAGACCAAGAGGUCCAGAUUUCAGGGGACCAGGCCCUGAGAGGAGAGUUGUGCCUGAGAGAAGUUUAUCUUUGGAGUGUUCUGGGCCUGACAGUAGAGGUCCUGGAUGUCCAGAUUUCAGAGGGCAAGGACCUGACAGAAGAGGACCUGGAAUUCCAGAUUUCAGUGGACCAGGGCCUGAUAGGAGAGGUUCUGCUAUGGGUGGUCAGGGACCUGAAGGCAGAGAAUCCAGAAUUCCAGAUUUUAGUGGACAUGAAAGGACAGGUUGGAUUAUAGACAGUCAAGAGCCUGACAGGAGAGGACCAGGAUGUCCAGAUUUCCAGGGACAAGGGCCUGAAAGGAGAGGACAAGGCGUUCCAGACUUAAGACGGCCUGGAUGUGAAAACAGAGGCCCCUUUAUGCAGGUUCAAGAGCCUGACGGGAGAGAGCCAGGAGAUCAAAACACUGGUGGACUGGGUCCUGACAGGAGAGGACCAUAUAUAAGGGGUCCUGGGUCUGACUUAACAGGACUGGGCUCUGAACAAACUGGUCCAGGUAUGGAAGGUCCAGGGCCAGGACAGGGAGGACCACACUUCAGGGGUUCUGGGCUAGAAAGGGGACAUACCAAUAUGGAGGGGCCAGAGCCUGAUGGUAGAGGUCCAGGCUUUAGGAGACCAAAGCGGGAAAGAACAGGUUCUGGUUUGAACUGUCCAGGGCCCAACAGGAGAGGGCCAGGAGGUCCAAACAUCAGGAGACCAGGGCUUCAGCAUUCAAGUUCAAACAUAGAGGGCCCAGUACCAGACAGGAGAGGUCCAGGAGGUCCAAAUUUCAGAGGACCUGGGCCAGAAAAAAGACCUCCAGACAUGGAGGCAACAGCCAACAACAGAUGCUUUCCAGGAGGCCAACAAUUCAGGGUUCCUGAGCCAGAAAGAAGACCUCCAGAUAUGGAGGGCCAAGAGUCUCAUAGCAGAGGUCCACACUUCAUAGGAGUAAGGCCUGAAAGAACUGUCUUGGAGGGUCCAGGUCCUCAUAGGAAAGGUCUAAGAGGUCCAGAUUUCAGAGGACCAGGUUGCGAAAGUAGAGGUCCAGACAUUGAGGGCCCAGAACCUGACAGACAAGAACCAGGAGGGUCAUGCUUCAGGGAACUUGACCCUGAAAGGAGAGGUCCGGAUAUGGACGACCCAGGAACUGAUCGGAGAAGAUCAGGUGGUCCAAAUCUUAGAGGCCAAGGUAUCAGACAGAAAGGUCCAAAUGUAGGUCUAAGACAUAAAAGGGAUGACUGGGGAGGGGCUGACUUUCUUAGGUCAGAAUCUGUCCAUGAAAGCUCAGACACAGAGGGCCCAGGGCCUGGUAGAAUAGGUCGAAACGUGAAAGGUCCUGGGCCUAUAAGGAAAAAUAUUAGAGGACCAGGGCCGGAUAUAAGCAGUCUAAAUUGGGGAGAUGGGUGGAAAGGACCAGAUUUCAGAGGCUCUGCACCUGGCAGAAGAGGCACAGGCACAGAGGAACAAUGGUCAGAUGGAAGAGGGCCCAAUAUGGAGGCUGUUGAAAUUGAAAGAGAAUGUUCAGGAAAUGAUUGGAAAAGACAUGGCAACAGGGGUCCAGGGUCUGCCUGGGAAGGUCCAGAUGAGCAGGUUCAAGAACAUGGCAGGCAAGGUCCUCCUAUGGAAUGGAGAGGCCCUGGAAGUAGGGGGCCAAAGCCAAUACAUGAAAGACCAAAUAUGCGAUUUCCAGGGCCUUUGAGAGGUCCAGGAGAUGAUUGGAGUGGUUCUCAGUGUAGGGGUCCAGGGCCUGUCCAGGAAGACCCAGAUAUGGUAUUCUCAGUGCCUGGUAGUGGAGGACCUGGAAAUGAAUGGGGAGAGCCUGAUAGAAGGGGUGCUGAGCCAAACAGAUGGGAGCCUGGUCCAUUUUUUAGAGGGGAAAGAGAUCCAGUCAAUGGAGGACAAGGCCAAGAUAGAAGAGGUCCACACAUGAGAGGACCAGGAUCAGAUAUGAGGGGGGGUCUAGAUAUGGGGAAUGACUGGAGGCAGCCAGACUUCAGGGAUAACAUGAGAGAGCCAAACAUGGAUGGACCUGGGGCUAAUAGGGGAGGCCCAGACAUGAUGAAUUCAUGCCCAAAUAGGAGAGGAUUUGAGAUGGAAGGUCUUGAUAGAAGAGGCCCCAGAGGUCCACAAUUAAGACACUCAGGGCCUGAAAACAGAAAUUCAAACAUUGAAGGUCCAGGGACUGUUGAGGAGUUUUCAGAUUUUGGUGGGCUAGGAUCUGAAAGGCGAGGUGUAGACAUGGAAAGCCCUGGAACAGAUAGAAAAGGAUUUGAUGAUUUUAGGUGGGAAAGGAAAGGUCCAGACAUGAGAAGGCUAGGGCCUGAUAAAAUGGACAUGAGGGGCUCAGCACCUGAAAACCCAGACCUAAGACAUGGACCUGGGAGAUGGGAUACAAUCACUGAGGGCCCAGGGUUAGACUCCAGGGGAUCUGAACCAGAAUCACCUCAUUUCAGUAGUCAUCAUGUUGCCAGAUUCCAAGGCUCUGGUGAUCCACAUUCCCGACGGUACGGCGGGCCCUUUGGUCCAGCUCAAAUCAGUGGAGGAAACUCGUGCCCUGGUCAAAAUCAGCAAGCAGUAAAACCCCAGAGACACAAAGCUGCCUUACUUCCCACUCCCACAGAGGGUCUCAUACGCUUCCCAAAUCGAGUGAUCAACAGGCCUGAUGUCUUUAGCCCGAAACGAAAACAAACAGGUCACCCAACAGUCAGGGAGUGGAGUAGAGGCAGACCAGUGAGUCACAAAAGAGAGUUUGUCAAAGGACACCGACAGGAGCAGGAUAAAAGUCCUGCUGGUAAGACAAGCAUACCUGUAGUUGCAGCCACAUCGGGGGGAGAAGAAAAAAAGAAAGAGGGCAAUGAAACUAAUAAAUAGGUGAUUCAUGGUACACGUAUAGAAACUAAAACCAAACAAGGUAUGGACUCAUGAAAAUAGAGGGAAUGUAGAGCCCUGUUAGACCCCAUCAUGGACCUCUCAUGACAAAUAGGCUGAUGAACUACAAAAAUCGUAAAGCCUUAGUGUCACAACAUUGGAUUGAGAUACUACAGCAUAAGAGACACUGAAUGUAUUUUAUUUUAUUUUUUUGAGGAAAGUGGCUGUCCAUGUCUUACAUCCAUUUCAACACAACCCAAGCCAUACGAAAGAUCAGACAUCGUGGCUUGAUGUGGAACUGUUGGGAGGUAUAUGACCUCAUUAUGUUGUAGUUUAUCUUGUAUUCAAAGUAGAUAUGUUUAUUUUUGUUCAAACAUAUCAGUUAAGGUUAAGAGACCUAAUGCUUCCAAACCUUAACUGGUCACUUGUAAAUUAAACUACUCAUUUCUUGUCAGAAAUAUUUUGUACAGAAAAUGUAAAGUUUUUGUUUCUUUGUUUUUUUAACAUAGCCAUAGUGUCAGUACAGUAGCCUUCAUCUGACUUUUAUGUUCUUCUGCUGAUAAAUAAAAGUUUGUUUCCUUGUUCUUUCAGAAUGCAAGAAUUCAAUAAAAUGAGACAUACCC
Molecule: messenger RNA, 12342 nt
Organism: Chelmon rostratus (copperband butterflyfish)
Lineage: Eukaryota; Metazoa; Chordata; Actinopteri; Chaetodontiformes; Chaetodontidae
Exons: 15
Coding region: 14-11722 (3902 amino acids)
Biological process (GO): DNA-templated transcription
Cellular component (GO): nucleus
Source: RefSeq, a predicted model, not a curated record